GGCGCAGAGCGGCGGGGCCGGAGCCGCGGGGGAAGCGGCGGGGGAAGCAGCGGCGGCAGCUCCGGCUCGCGCCUCCGCCAACCGUCGGCCCGCGGGCCACGGCUCCGUCGAUGGGGCUGAGCGGCGCCCGCUGAGGAGGAGACGGGGAGCGGGAGCCGGUGCCGGCCGCAGCCAUGCAGCAGGUACUGGAUAACCUUACUGAUCUGCCGACGUCGACAGGCGCUGAAGAAAUAGACCUAAUUUUUCUCAAAGGAAUCAUGGAAAACCCCAUUGUAAGAUCUCUUGCUAAGGCUCACGAGAGAUUAGAAGAUUCUAAACUUGAGGCUGUCAGUGACAACAACCUGGAACUGGUGAAUGAAAUUCUUGAAGACAUCAGUCCCUUAAUAAAUAAAGAUGAAAAUAUUGCGGAGUUGGUUGGAAUACUCAAGGAACCUCAUUUUCAGUCACUCUUGGAAGCACAUGAUAUUGUGGCUUCAAAAUGUUAUGAUUCCCCUCCUUCUAGUCCAGAAGUCAAUAAUUCUUCAGUGAACAAUCAGAUUGUUCCAGUAGAUGCUAUUCGUAUUCUUGGAAUUCACAAAAGAGCAGGAGAACCUCUGGGUGUUACAUUUCGAGUUGAGAACAAUGAUCUGGUUAUAGCACGAAUUCUCCAUGGUGGAAUGAUAGAUCGACAAGGUCUUCUGCAUGUAGGUGACAUUAUUAAAGAGGUGAACGGCCACGAGGUUGGAAACAAUCCAAAAGAAUUGCAGGAACUGCUGAAAAAUAUCAGUGGCAGUGUCACUCUGAAGAUUCUCCCCAGUUACAGAGACACGGUUAUUCCUCAGCAGGUUUUUGUGAAAUGUCAUUUUGAUUAUAAUCCAUAUAACGACAACCUCAUCCCAUGCAAAGAAGCAGGGUUGAAAUUUUCUAAAGGAGAAAUUCUUCAGAUUGUAAACCGGGAAGAUCCCAAUUGGUGGCAGGCUAGCCAUGUCAAAGAAGGAGGAAGUGCAGGACUCAUUCCUAGCCAGUUCCUGGAAGAGAAGAGGAAGGCUUUUGUGAGAAGGGACUGGGACAACUCAGGGCCUUUCUGCGGAACAAUAAGCAGCAAAAAAAAGAAAAAGAUGAUGUAUCUUACUACAAGAAAUGCAGAAUUUGAUCGUCACGAAAUCCAGAUCUAUGAAGAAGUAGCCAAAAUGCCUCCUUUUCAGAGGAAAACACUGGUCUUAAUUGGGGCCCAAGGAGUGGGACGAAGAAGUUUGAAGAAUAGGUUUAUAGUACUGAAUCCUACUAGGUUUGGAACUACAGUGCCAUUUACUUCACGAAAGCCAAGGGAUGAUGAAAAGGAUGGACAGGCAUACAGAUUUGUGUCACGAGCUGAAAUGGAGAUGGAUAUUAAAGCUGGCAGAUACUUAGAGCAUGGAGAAUAUGAAGGAAAUCUUUAUGGCACUAAAAUUGAUUCUAUCCUUGAAGUUGUUCAGACAGGAAGGACCUGCAUUUUGGAUGUGAAUCCACAGGCCCUGAAAAUACUGAGGACUUCAGAAUUCAUGCCCUACGUAGUGUUCAUUGCUGCUCCAGAGUUGGAGACUCUGCGCGCUAUGCACAAGGCAGUGGUAGAUGCUGGAAUUACAACCAAACUUCUCACUGACACUGACCUGAAGAAAACAGUGGAUGAAAGUGCCCGGAUCCAGAGGGCGUACAACCACUACUUCGAUCUGACCAUUGUAAAUGACAACCUAGACAAAGCCUUUGAGAAGCUGCAGACUGCUAUAGAGAAACUGAGGCUGGAACCACAGUGGGUCCCGAUUAGCUGGGUGUACUGAGAUUGCUGAAGAUGAGCUUAAGUAACAAAUAAAAUCAACUGCAGGAAACAAACUAACGUGACAAGAUGUGGUGUAGAUAGCGAUGAUAACUGCGGCGCCUGCGCAUUUUUACUCUGUGUAUAUUCAAAAGUACACUAUUCUGACUUUUUAUAAUAAUGCUGAAGGGAAAGUGUACUUAAAUAUGUAAUUUAUUUUAAUUUUUCUAACUUUUUACAGAUAACCUUUCUAUUCAUAUCACAUGAAGGAAAUGCGUUUAAGCAUUUUAUACGUUUUGAUUUAGUACCUUUGCCUUUUUCAUCUGAGAAACUUUCAGUCCUUCACUUUAACAUUUACAUCUUGGUCUUACAUUUUCACUGUGACUAAAAAGAGGAUACUUGAAACAAUUUUUGUAAAACUUGUUAAUGUCAGUGUUUGACCGGUCAAAAGUCUAUAGCUCCUAUUAGGAAACAACACUGGUUUCUUUUUUUUUUCCUUGAAGUAAUGAUUUGACAGGAGUAGAAUUUCAAAUGCUAAAAGCAACAAGUGACACAGCUCCAUUGCUCCAGCUUCUUUCUGCUGAAUGUUGAAGCAUUCUCGAUGUUUCACAGAUUCCUGGUGUCUCUUGAUUUAGACAACUGUUCUGUAGGUUCCCUUACGUGUUUCUUGAAAUCACAUGAAGCAACACCUUGCAUGCUGCUCAUCAGCUGUUCCUGGGAGCCAAACCGUGUGAAGCCUCUUGUGGUGGAAGUACCUACGGCAGGGAGCGUGUAUGCAAGGUAAUUCAGUGCAGUGCUGAACAGCUGGAGAGAGAACCUGAUAGCGGAGCCUUGUAGAGUAAAGCUUAGUAUUUAGGACUGUUGUAUUCAUGCGUGUGAAAACACAUUGAUUUUUAAAAAAGCAAACAAAAAAAGAAC
Molecule: messenger RNA, 2689 nt
Organism: Tympanuchus pallidicinctus (lesser prairie-chicken)
Lineage: Eukaryota; Metazoa; Chordata; Aves; Galliformes; Phasianidae
Gene: PALS2
Product: protein associated with LIN7 2, MAGUK p55 family member
Exons: 12
Coding region: 174-1796 (540 amino acids)
Cellular component (GO): plasma membrane; cell-cell junction
Molecular function (GO): protein binding
Source: RefSeq, a predicted model, not a curated record